AUGUCUGGCUUCUUCAACGCAAUUGGCCUUGUCAGCGGUGCUUUGACAAUCGUAUCCUUUACCGAAUCCCAACUACCCGACAAUAAGCCCCAGGGCCCAAGCAUCAGGAUCAAAGGUAGGAUACAGUUCAAAGGUGGGUCGAUCGCCGCAGUGUACGCGUGGGGCGAAGGCAAUCGCUUCAGCGGGCAGGCAGGCGGUUGUGGGAUUGAUCCUGGCAGCUUCUGCGAUGUGACCGUAGACCAAGGCUCGGGUCGGCGAGCGGAGUACAUUGGCGUGUCCAACAACGAUGAUGCCACUUGCAUCGCCUGGAUCAGCGUCAACCAAGCUGACGAUACGGAUGGAGGGGCUUGGACUGGCGACAUUGGCCGCCACUGUGGCGAGAGGUGGUAUAACAGCAGGGAGUCUGCAGGCAAUCUCAAAGACAGCUCAAAGCCAUACGUCCCCGCGUGUACUUGGCUCGACAAAGACGAAACAAACGAUAUCGUGAACGCAGCACUCAAGUUCACUACCAAUGCUUAUGCUAGCAGUGUCCAGGAGGUCGCUGACGAGGAGAAGACAUGCGAUUCGACCAUCUAUAGAGGAGACAGUGGACCAAUUGCAGCGCAACCCGCCAAACGAAGCAUCCCUGAACACCCUACAUGGAUGCACGAGUACCUCAUCGUCUCCAACUGGACCAGCCAAACAGCCGCGGACCUCUGCAACUCUGCCACAUCGUGGGGCCCCGACUUCAUUGGAUCCGACGAUCAGUUCUGCGACAUGAGCACAAAGACUCUUACUCCGCUUUGUUCACCCGAGACCGUCGGUAGCUCGGGCUGCGUUGAUGUUGACGAGGACGCUGUCAGUGUGGUGAAGCGCACCAGCGUUGCAAGGCGGGCCGCGACGGUUUUGCACAAGUCUUACAAGAAGAUUGAGAAGUGGGGAGUCUAA
Messenger RNA from Alternaria triticimaculans, 927 nucleotides. RefSeq lists its product as uncharacterized. Lineage: Eukaryota; Fungi; Ascomycota; Dothideomycetes; Pleosporales; Pleosporaceae. Bases 1 to 927 code for a protein of 308 amino acids. The transcript has 4 exons. The record is from RefSeq and is a predicted model, not a curated record.